GUAAGCAAGGCUUGAGGCUUGCUCUCACCUUCCUCAGCAGCCCUCCUCAAUCUUCUCCAAACUCCCGUCCUCAGGCCACACAGAUUCUCCUCAAGAAAGCCCUGUCAGGACAUUCGUAAAAUGUCACUGCCUUCAGGAAACACCAUGGGUCACACUGAUCAAGCUGUUCAAAGAAGAGCAAGAUCUGGGGAUAUUUACCAAAGGAGAUUUAGCAGUAGGUCUGAACCAGUCAAUCCUGGCAUGCAUUCUUCAUCCCAUCAGCAGCAAGAUGGAGGUGCAGCAAUGCAUCGUGCCCACAUGGACUCUCCAGUAAGAUACACUCCCUAUGCUAUUUCACCCUAUAAUCGGAAAGGCAGUUUUCGUAAACAAGACCAAACCCAUAUUAACAUGGAGAGAGAGCAAAAACCUCCAGAGAGAAGAAUGGAGGGGAACAUGCCAGAUGUGACCUUAGGGAGCUGGUUCAAGAUCACAGUUCCCUUCGGCAUAAAAUACAAUGAGAAGUGGCUGCUGAAUUUGAUUCGGAAAGAAUGCAGUGUACCCUUCGUCCCAGUUGAGUUUCACUAUGAAAACAUGCAUGCCAGCUUCUUUGUGGAGAAUGCCAGCAUCGCCUAUGCACUGAAGAAUGUCAGUGGCAAGAUUUUGGAUGAGGAUAAUGAAAAGAUAUCAAUCUUUGUCAACCCUGCUGGUAUACCCCACUUUGUGCAGAGGGAGCUGAAGUCAGAAAAGGUGGAGCAGAUAAAGCUGGCCAUGAACCAACAGUGUGAUGUCUCCCAGGAAGCUCUUGAUGUCCAGAGACUCCCAUUUUACCCAGACAUGAUGAGCCGUGAUACUAAAAUGGCAUCGAAUCCUAGAAAGUGCAUGGCUGCCUCCUUGCAAGUCCAUGAAGAGAACAUACCUACGGUGAUGUCUGCAGCGGAGAUGGACAAGUGGGAAGGGAUGGAGCCAGGAGAGAAGUGUGCGGACAGAAGCCCAAUGUGCACGACCUUCUCAGAUAACUCCAGCAACAUAAACUCCAUCCUGGAAUUGUUCCCCAAAUUAUUAUGCCUGGAUGGCCAGCAGUCACCCAGAGCAACUCUGUGUGGUACUGAAGCACACAAGAGGUUACCAACCUAUAAGGGAAGCUUCUUUGGAUCUGAGAUGUUGAAGAAUCUGGUCCUGCAAUUCCUACAGCAGUAUUACUUGAUCUAUGACUCUGGAGAUCGACAGGGUCUCCUUAGUGCUUACCACGAUGAGGCCUGCUUCUCCCUGAGCAUUCCCUUCAAUCCUGAGGACUCAGCCCCGAGCAGCUUGUGCAAGUACUUCAAGGAGAGCAGGAAUAUAAAAAUGCUCAAAGACCCCUACCUGCGGGGGGAGCUGCUGAAGCACACAAAAUGUGAUAUUGUGGACUCCCUCAGUGCGUUGCCCAAAACUCAGCAUGAUCUCAGCUCCUUCCUGGUGGACAUGUGGUGCCAGACGGAAUGGAUGCUCUGCUUUUCUGUCAACGGGGUGUUCAAGGAAGUGGAAGGACAGUCUCAGGGUUCUGUUCUCGCCUUCACCCGGACCUUCAUUGCUACCCCUGGCAGCAGUUCCAGUCUGUGCAUCGUGAAUGACAAGCUCUUUGUGCGGGAUACCAGCCACCAAGGGACCCAGAGUGCCUUGUUCACCCUAGUGCCCACAGCCUUCUCCAGCUCCGUGACUGCCUUCUCCCAGGAGCAGCAGAAAAUGCUGCCUUCAUAACAACCUGUGUGACUACGUCAGAGCUCCUCAUGUUCUUGCACAGCCCAAGAUGUAUUUCCCUGUGACUGAACCAGGAGAUCUGGCUGGGGCUAAGAAGCCGAAACCCAACUCACAGGGCUGACUCUCAUCCUUCCAAAGGGGCCAGUUGUUCUGUGCACUUGUCCACCCCUGUUACCCCCAGGAUCUCUGUUUCUUUUCACAAUAAAGAAUGAUGUCUUGUUAUGUCAAA
Molecule: messenger RNA, 1945 nt
Organism: Nomascus leucogenys (northern white-cheeked gibbon)
Lineage: Eukaryota; Metazoa; Chordata; Mammalia; Primates; Hylobatidae
Source: RefSeq, a predicted model, not a curated record